AUGAAUGGAACAACAACUGCAAGCAUUGACCUUAUUCCACUGGAAAUAUCUCCAUAUGGGGUUUACAUUCCGGACUACUUCAAUAUGGACUAUGCACUUCCGGUUUACGGUUACAUCACACCUGCACUUUCUAUCGUUGUCACGGUAACCAAUAUCCUUUUCGUCACCGUUUUUGUCAGGAGCGGUAUGAAGUCGCCCACUCACAUCUUACUACGGUUUAUGGCGAUAUCAGACACAUUGACCGUGGUCAUCCCAACCCCUUGUUUUAUCUACAUCUAUCUCCUCAGGAAUUAUGAGGAGUUCUUAGUCUAUGACCUUUGUAAGGUUUGGGAUCUUUUCACAAACUUUAUCCCUGCAAUCACUCAUGCAGCGUCUAUAUGGCUGACUGUUGUUUUGGCAUUUCAGAGAUUUUUAUGCGUGUGUUUCCCAUUAAAUGUUAAAAUCUGGUUCAAUGCGAAAAGAACAUAUAUCACCAUUGCAGCAACAUAUGUUCUCGCGAUAUGUUCUAACAUCUCGCGAUUUCUCGAAAAGGAUGUAAUUCCUGUAAAGUUAAUCUCGAAAUUAAAACCAGGAACAAUAAUGGAGGGAUGUGUUUAUAAGUAUAACGACUGGAUGAUUGAAUCCGGUAUAGAUUAUCUCAAAAUCUACUAUUGGCUAAGGGCAUUGCUUGUUCAGCUAGCGCCGUGCAUCACUAUGGCAAUAUUUAAUGGAGUCGUACUGUAUAAAAUUAAAGUUGCUGAAAGACGGAGGAUGACCUUAAGAUCUGGAAUGACGACCAUGCGAAGAACUUCCGUUCAAGAAUCACGUGAGAGUCGAGUGACAACGCUGUUGGUCUGUUUCAUCGUCUUGAGUGUUCUGAUUGUAGAAAUACCAGUGGCUAUAUUUCUAAUACUCUACGCAUGUGCAUUGUCGCUUGAAGUAACUAUCAUUCCCAAUGAUCAGAUUGAACCACUAAGCAUUAUGUCGAAUUUGUUAGUACUAGCGUCAUAUCCGCUUCAUUUUGCUUUGUACUCGUGCAUGAGCACUCACUUCCGUUCAACCUUGUGCAAGCUACUAAGACCACGAUGCUUAUCGACAAAGGGUAAAUUUGAAGUUAAAGACGGUCGCAAUCGAAACGUCUCUGAGAAUGAAUCCAUUGAUACUCACAUGUAG
Molecule: messenger RNA, 1152 nt
Organism: Ylistrum balloti
Lineage: Eukaryota; Metazoa; Mollusca; Bivalvia; Pectinida; Pectinidae
Product: sex peptide receptor-like
Exons: 1
Coding region: 1-1152 (383 amino acids)
Biological process (GO): G protein-coupled receptor signaling pathway
Cellular component (GO): membrane
Molecular function (GO): G protein-coupled peptide receptor activity
Source: RefSeq, a predicted model, not a curated record